AGUGACCUCCCCUUGCCUGUGGAGAUGAAGCAUUCGCGCCAAAUUUUCUUCAGAAUCUUCCAUCACAGACACCAGUGGGUCGCUCGUUACACAUUUUGCUCAAGAAUGCCUAGCGCAGAAGUUACUCUUCAGUUUGCUAAGCUAACCAAGAACGCUUACACGCCAACACGAGGGUCAGAAAAGGCCGCUGGUUAUGAUCUGUACAGUGCAUAUGACUACAUCAUACCAGCACGAGGAAAGAUCGUAGCCAACACUGAUAUUCAGAUUGCUCUUCCUGAUGGAUGCUACGGUCGUGUUGCUCCAAGGUCUGGCCUUGCUGUAAAGCACUUUAUUGAUGUUGGAGCUGGUGUGAUUGAUCAAGAUUACCGUGGCAAUGUUGGUGUGGUUCUUUUCAACUUUGCUGACACAGAGUUUGAAAUUAAAAAGGGGGACAGAAUUGCUCAACUCAUUUGUGAACGGAUAUAUCUGCCUGCUCUCCAGGAGGCUGAGACUUUAGAUGUAACACUACGUGGUGAUGGUGGCUUUGGCUCUACUGGCAGAAAUUAAUGAUUUUUCCAGAAGCAUUAACAUCACUAUCAUGUUAAUGUGUAAUUUCAUACUCUGACAGUGGUUAGUACUCUGUGUGUAUGAUCUAGAGAAUGUGUAAUAUAAUUUUCAUAUGAAGCAGGCUGCAUCAGUUUUGCUGAUUAAAAGUAUUUGUGCAUUCAUUGUUAUCCAUUAUAUUAAAGAAAUUAAGACACAA
Pomacea canaliculata is the source of this 742-nucleotide messenger RNA. RefSeq names its product deoxyuridine 5'-triphosphate nucleotidohydrolase-like. Gene Ontology annotation, molecular function: magnesium ion binding; dUTP diphosphatase activity. The transcript has 6 exons. Gene Ontology annotation, biological process: dUTP catabolic process; dUMP biosynthetic process. The record is from RefSeq and is a predicted model, not a curated record. Lineage: Eukaryota; Metazoa; Mollusca; Gastropoda; Architaenioglossa; Ampullariidae. The coding region runs from base 25 to 546 and encodes 173 amino acids.